Tarenaya hassleriana is the source of this 724-nucleotide messenger RNA. RefSeq names its product 60S ribosomal protein L26-1-like. Bases 65 to 505 code for a protein of 146 amino acids. Gene Ontology annotation, cellular component: cytosolic large ribosomal subunit; ribosome. Lineage: Eukaryota; Viridiplantae; Streptophyta; Magnoliopsida; Brassicales; Cleomaceae. Gene Ontology annotation, molecular function: RNA binding; structural constituent of ribosome. The transcript has a single exon. The record is from RefSeq and is a predicted model, not a curated record. Gene Ontology annotation, biological process: ribosomal large subunit biogenesis; cytoplasmic translation.
UCGACCCACAUCUCAUUGGUCUCCGCCACAAAAAACCCUAGCGUCUCUCAGCAAGUCGGCCAAGAUGAAGUACAACCCGCGCGUGAGCUCAUCUCGCCGGAAGAGCCGGAAGGCUCACUUCACGGCUCCGUCGAGCGUGAGACGCGUCCUGAUGAGCUCACCGCUCUCCGCCGAUCUCCGUCAGAAAUACAACGUCAGAUCUAUGCCGAUCCGCAAGGACGACGAGGUCCAGGUCGUUCGCGGCACGUACAAGGGUCGUGAGGGUAAGGUGGUGCAGGUUUACCGCCGCAAAUGGGUGAUUCACAUCGAGCGGAUCACCCGCGAGAAGGUGAACGGGACAACGGUGAACGUGGGGGUGAACCCGUCGAAGGUGAUGAUCACGAAGCUGAGGCUGGACAAGGACAGGAAGUCACUGUUGGAGCGCAAGGCAAAGGGUCGGGCGGCUGCGGACAAGGACAAGGGAACUAAGUUCACGGCUGAAGAUAUCAUGCAGAGCGUGGACUGAUCCACAAAACUUUGCCCAGGUUGAUCUUGUUUCGAGGUUCUAUGUUUUACUUUGUUUCGAUGGCGUUUAGGAUUCGGAUUCGGAUUCGGAAAUGGAAUGUUUUGUUUUUGUUCUAAAGGCUACAUGCGAUGAUGAUUAGGAACACCACCCAAGUUAUUCUGUUUUGUCUGAAUUUCCCUUAUAUGAAUAUCUCUGGUUUAAUGAUUUUGAUCUGUUCCA